UUCACUGCACACACACACACACACACUGUGAAACACACACACACACACACUCACACACACACUGAAAACAUCGAAACACACGCACGCACGCGCGCACACCGGCGAGAAUGGAGCGAAGCCUGCUCUGGGGUUGUUAGAUGGAUACAUAGUGGAUAACGCGCCUGUUGCGCACUACUUUUUUUUCUCCUCCAGGAUGCUCUACAAGUGAUCCAGUCUGUAAUCUGGAAUAUCUACAAUAAUCCGGAUCUCUUUAAUUCGUUUCACCGUUGAAGAUUAAACAGAACACACCAAACGAUCCGGAUUCAACUCGGGUUUGCUCCGUAUGGCGCGAUGCAUCUCCCCGGGCUUAUCGUACUCUCCAGCGGGGCAGAAGUUUGGGGUUAGCCGCUUGGAGCGCACAGGGUGACCGCUACCGCUGGAGAUUUUGACCGCUGGAGCUUCUGGAGCUAAAGCCCGAGUCCUGAGCGUAGGCUGCCGGUGUAUGGUGCGCGCCCCCCGGCAUGGCGAGCGAGCUGAAGCCGCGGUUGUGCUGCAUGGCGAAGGGGGAGCAGGGCUACGGCUUCCACCUGCACGGAGAGAAGGGCAAGAGCGGCCAGUACAUCCGCAAGGUCGAGCCCGCCUCCCCCGCCGAGGCUUCGGGGCUCCGGGCCGGGGACCGGGUGGUGGAGGUGAACGGAGAGAACGUGGAGAGAGAGACCCACCAUCAGGUGGUACAGAGGAUUAAGGCGGUGGAGCAUGAGACCAGGCUGCUGGUGGUUGACCGUGAGACAGAUGAGUACCUGCGCAGUCUUCGCCUCACCUGUACAGAGGAUAUGGCAAUCCGAGUUAGCCCCUCCCCCUCCUCUUCAUCGUCCCCUCCCCCAACCCCCAGCAAGUGGGAGAACGGCUCCGUGUCCAAGAUGCCCUCCAGCCUGACCAGCGAGAUCCCCAAACCCACCAGGAGAGCUCCGUCACGGGCUGCUAAAAAGGAAGCUCAGGCGGUGGUUCAGUCCUCUCCAGCUGAAGCGUCUGAUCUGACCCCCAGGCUCUGUCACCUGGUUCGGGCCGAGGCGGGAUACGGCUUUAACCUGCACAGCGAGAAAUCCAGACCGGGUCAGUACAUCCGCUCUCUGGACCCCGGCUCUCCGGCCGACCGCGCCGGCCUCAGACCACAGGACAGACUGAUAGAGGUGAAUGGAGUGAAUAUUGAAGGUAUGAGGCAUGCUGAGGUGGUGGCGUUUAUUAAGCGAGGUGGGGAUGAGACGCGUUUGCUGGUGGUGGAUCCCGACACAGACGAGCAUUUUAAAAAGCUGGGCAUCGUCCCGACCAGCGGCCACGUCAAAGGUAUUGAGACAGAGUCCAUCACCAACGGCUCGCCCAGCCCCCGCAUCAACGGACGCUCCACAUCCCAGUCUACACACUCAGACCGCAGCAGCCUGGACAACAGCACACAGAACUCGGAGGAUGGUGGGAACCGCCUGCUGGACCCUUUCUCUGAGAUUGGUCUGAGGUUGAGCCCCACGGCGGCAGAAGCUAAAGAGAAAGCUCACGCCAAGCGCGCCAAGAAAAGAGCUCCACAGAUGGACUGGAAUAAGAAAUACGAGAUUUUCAGCAACUUCUGAACUCUCUCUCUCACACACACAUACACACACUCAAGAGACUGACACACACAACACACACACUGACUCACACACUUCCCAACAUCCCAGAAUUCCAAGCCCUCCGUACAUGACUGCUUUUGAUGAAAUUGGAGGCUGUUAUUUUUGUAGAAAGAGCGAAACCAGAAAAGCCUAAAAAGAGUUUUAAUAGUGAGCCUGCGGAGCGGGAGCGGGCCGAGGGCGAGCGCGAGUGUCUGCGUCUGAUUUUCUCUCCGUUAUUUUUGUUCUUUUUUUUCUUUUUUUUCUUCGAUUUAAACUGGAAAAACCACAGUGAUUUGAAGCCGCCGCUGACAAUCAUCAGUCCCUGAAGUGCGAGAACCUGAACUCUGAACAGCAGGAAGACGCUGGAUGCAGGAAGAUGCUGCAGGAUGCAGAUUGGAAGCCUGGAUUUUGCAUUGACUAUAUAUUACUUUAUAUUUCUCUUGCUUGGUUUUAUAGCUAAUGCUAAUGCUAAUGCUAAAGAUACAUUCAUCAGCUUGGCAGCAAAAUCCCAGAAUGCCAGCCGCCAUUUUUUUUGUUUUAAUACAUAAUUACCACCUUCAUUAGCAGCAGAUGUUGAUCCAGGCUUCAUACGGUCAUGAAAAACCUAAAAAAGCCAUGGAAUUUAAAAAAAAUAUAUAUAUAUAGCAAUUUCUAGGUCUGGAUUAGUAUUGGAAAUAUAAUAAAAAAAAUACCCAGAAAGUUUUGAAAAAAUUCAUGGAAAUUUGGUCUAGAAAUUAUUGUGUUUCAGUUUAUCAAUUGAGAAAAUCUUAUUAAUAUUUUGAGCUAAAAAACAAAAAAUACAUCAGCUCAAAGUUAAUUCAGUAAUUUAAUUUAUUAUUAAACAGUGAAGUGUCAGGUUCAUUCUACACUGUAAACCCAUACGUUGUUUGAACUCAAAUGAUUUGAGUCUGUUUUACAUAAAAUUGGAUAUUUCUAAACUAUACACUCAACUAUUUGAGUUAGUUGAACUGAAUUCGUGGGCUCAUGUACUGUACUAUUCAAACUGAGAUCUUUGAGUUAAACCACUUAUAAUAACUGAGUUUAUUCUGUUUUGCCAUUAACAGCUUCUUUUCCAUUGGCUUCUGUCCCAACCAAUUUGCAUACUGGGUGUGUCCAACAGUUUCUGACUAACACUCACCAUCAGUGUGAUCAUAGUGAUUCCCCCUGGGCUCCUUAGAAAUAAAUCAACUUCCCCUUUAGUUGUAAUAACUUGAUGUUUUAAUUUAUGCUAACUCAAGUUUUUAUUUCAUAUUACUUAAAAAAAUUGAGCAAAAAACAGCUGCCUUAAAAAAGUUAAAUAAACUCAACUUAUCUGGUCUUACAAUACAACAGAAAUAAAACAGUUAAAUCAACUUCCCCUUUAGUUGUAAUAAAUUGAUGUUUUAAGUUAUGCUAACUCAAGUUUUCAUUUCCCAUUACUUAACUUUUUUAAUUCUUUAAGUAAAUUUGACUUAUCCGGGUUAACAGAUAGAUAGUAGAUCUACUAUAAUCAAUUUCGAUUAUAUUUUUAUUUAUUUAUUUUUUUUUUAUUUGCCGUGAAGGCAUAAAAAAGUCAUGAAAAAAUAAUGGAAAUUCAUUGGUUAAAAAGUGUAUGAACCCUGUUGAUCAAACUGCACAUCGUCGCUGUCUAAUGAAAAACACUUAUCUCCAAAACACCAAAUUUACAGAAAAGAGAAAAAACCUUGUACAUUUUCAAUGGAAGUCAAUGUAAAAAAAAGUUUAUUUCAGGUCAUUUUGAAGAGUUUCUAUUGGUCCGUUCAUCAAGAAAUUUUGGCACAGUGUAAGGGACAGUUUGUCUGUUCUAAUUAUGUAGUGAACUAAAAAUCGAUUAAAAAAUGGAGAUAAGUGUUUUUCAUAGGACAGCGACGACAUGAGAAAACUACACAGAGAUCCACAGCUGUUUACAUCCACAUCUCUACAGACAACAAAACUAGUAGUGGACAUGUUAAAUAAAAAAAAUGGGGACAUAUAGAGACAAUGUGAAUUAUACACGUGAAAUAUAAUAGUGGGCACCCACCAAUAAAACCCCAUGAAAGUAUUCUAUAUAUAUUUCAGAAGGACCCUGAGGAUGUAGCCCAUCUACAGAUAUGUGCUGUAUGUUGUUUGUAAAUCAGUAUUAAAAUAUAAAGGAGGAUUUUAGAGAGGAAGUUUAUGGAUUUAUGGGUUUAUCUGCCAAGGACCCUGAAUAACCAGCUUAUGACAUACUCAAAACUCAAAAAGGGAGGAGCCACUAUGGUGACAUAUAUAUAUAUAUAUAUAUAUUAAGAAGAAUGUAUAAUACAGUAAAUACAGUAAAUGUAGUUUAUACUUCUGUAACGCGUGACCAGACGGGAGGCGGACGUAAAUGCGGGUAAGACAGACUUUAAUAAAUAACAAAUAAACAAACAGGGGAAUAACGAAUAUAUAUAUAUAUAUAUAUAUAUAUAUAUAUAUAUAUAUAUAUAUAUAUAUAUAUAUAUAUAUAUAUAUACAUAAACAAACAGGGAAAACAAACAAAGAGCUAAACUAGACAGAUAAGUACAAACCAAGGUAAGGGAAUAUGUACAAAGGAUAAAUACGUGAAUAUAUACAAAUAAACAAAGAAACAAACAGGCAAGAAACGUGACUAGAAAUAUACAAGAAAUACAUAGAGCGUAACGAAACCGUGAACAAACUAUAGUAAACGUGGCGAGACAAACGACAGAGGAAGGUGCAAAGACCGACAGAGGACAAGGUGGCAGAGGAGGGCUAUUUAAGUAACAGGAAACACACUAUAAUUAGAAACACCUGGGGAAGGGGCGGAGCUACAAAUGAGACACAGGUGGAAAAGUACUGAGACGGGAGACACAGGGGAGCACAGGUCACGUGGGGAAUGCACACAGAGACACGAGACAGGGCCAAGACGUGACAACUUCAUUUACUAACUCAAAGAGAAACUGUGAAGUAUAUUACACAGUUAGACUGACUCAUAUAUCUGCUGUGCAAAAAAUUUAGGCAAAAUAAUAUACAGCUCUGGAAAAAAAUAAGAGAUUACUUCAGUUUCUGAAUCAGUUUGUCUGAUUUUGCUAUUUAUAGGUUUAUGUUUGAGUAAAAUGAACAUUGUUGUUUUAUUCUAUAAACUACAGACAACAUUUCUCCCAAAUUCCAAAUAAAAAUAUUGUCCUUUAGAGCAUUUAUUUGCAGAUAAUGAGAAUGAGAAAUGGCUGAAGUAACAAAAAAUAGUUUUUUGUUAUUUAAGAGAUUAAAGAGUUCAGAAAUCAGUAUGUGAUGGAAAAACUGUGUUUUUUAAGCGUCUUGGCAUGUUCUCCUCCACCAGUCUUACACACUGCUUUUUAAAAAUGAUGAGUUUCUUUGAUUAUAUGAAAUUGAAAACCUCUGGAAUAUAAUCAAGAGGAAGAUGGAUGAUCACAAACCAUCAAACCACCAAACUGAACUGCUUGGAUUUUUUUGCACCAGGAGUAAAGCAGCAUAAAGUUAUCCAAAAGCAGUGUGUAAGACUGGUGGAGGAGAACAUGAUGCCAAGAUGCACGAAAACUGUGAUUAAAAACCAGAGUUAUUCCACCAAAUAUAUAGAUUUCUGAACUUUAAAAACUUGAACUAUGAAUUUUAAUUUGUUUUCUUUGCAUUAUUGUGUGUCUGAAAGCUCUGCAUAUUUUUGUUAUUUCAGCCAUUUCUCAUUUUCUGCAAAUAAAUGCUCUAAAUGACAUUAUUUUAUUUGGAAUUUGGGAGAAAUGUUGUCUGUAGUUUAUAGAAUAAAACAACAAUGUUCAUUUUACUCAAACAUGAACCUAUAAAUAGCAAAAUCAGACAAACUGAUUCAGAAACUGAAGUGGUCUCUCUGUAUAUUUUAGCAGUGUUUAUCUGAUGGUAAUGUGAUGGUAACUGUGAAUCAGUAGAGGGCGCCAUUGAAAAGAACAUUAGCUUGCUGGUCUUGGACUAUGGUUUUGAGGAGAGGCAGAACUUUGCGAGUUUUAACCACUAGAGGGAACAGUGGAUGUUGUGGAAGAUGUGUUAUUGGGACUGGAACUCAUACUGGAACUUCUGAACAAAGCAAGUGCAGAUGUUGAACCGGAAAACCACUGUCCUGACAACCUAGAGCCUGUUUCUUUAAACAGGGGAUGGAAAACACUUGAGUGAUUUAUGUUGUUACUGUAUUUAAGGUGUAUUUUGCGAGUUUGGACCAUGCUUUCAGCAUAUGGUUACUUGGGGUGAAGUUCAGGAGACUUCUGAAGCCAGAGAGGCAAGAUCCUAGUAGAUACCUGAAGUCAUUCUGAAGUCAAUCUAAUGUGAAAAAAGAAAGAUGUUAGACUGAAAAGACUGGUUGUCAGUAAAGCCAAUGGAGUCAUUGGAUUUAUGUUGACCUCCAACAUUGGACAGACAGUACUGUGCAAAAAUUUUAGGCACCACAGCAAAUUACACUAAUCCAUUUAUCUCAGAAAGAUGAGUGUUUGUACCUGAAAAAAACACCACAUAUGAUUUAAACAGAUGCUAAUAAACAUACAUACAGUAAAACGUAACAAGGAAUUCUCAUUUUUAACUAAGUAUAAGUGUUUUAUCCUGUGAGCCGAGCUGAAGAACAAAGUGUAGAGAUUCCAGAUUUCUCCUGGAUGCUCCUCAGCCAGCAUGUGUAUAUUAUUAUGUUCAGUUCCGUCAGCAGCUCACCUGAUUUACCACACUGUCCAAAUAUUUACCAAACCAGGUGUUGAUUAAUAUGAUGAGAACUAGAAAUAACUCUAUUAAACUCAGAUGAGGAGGAGAGAUUAAGAGACAUUUUAAGGAAAACAGUGAUGUAAAAGCUCUGCUUUUUUUGUAAAAUUGCUGUUUGUGAGCUAAUAAACACUUACUUCAGCUUUUUCUUUAUUAACGUUCCUACAGGUGCCUAAAACAUUUGCACAAUGCUGUAUAUAUUGAAUUGUACAGUUGGAUAUACAAAACCACUAUAAAAUCAGUGGUUAUCCUGCAUUGUAGAUUUAUACUAAAGUCUUCCAAACUAGGAAGAAAAAUACACAUUUUCUCAGUCAGCUUCAUGAGGUAGAGUCACCUGGAAUUCAGGCUUUCAGUUAACAGCUGUGCUGAACUCAUCAAGAGUUAAUUACUUGAAUUUGUUGCCUCUUAAUAAAGUGUUUGAGAGCAUCAGUUAAAGUAAAGUAGUGAAGAGGUAGAGUUACAGGUAUACAGUGAAUAGUGAAUAUUUAUAGAGUAAUGUUUUAAUACAUAUUAUGAGAAGCAAGAACUACACAACUAAAUAAAGAAAAAAAGUCUUUUUUUUUAAAAGUAUUCUCAAGUGCAGUUGCAAAAACGACCAUUAAAAAUGUUUAAAUGAUGAAACUGGCACUCAUCAGGUCCGGCCCAGCAAAGAAAGACCAAGAGUUUCCUCUGUUGUACAGGAUAAGUUCAUCAGAGUUACCAGCCUCAGAAAUCAUAUUUUGGUUUGUUUAACAACUUUAAAUUACUACAUAAUUCCUUAUGUGUUCUUUCAUAGUCUGGAUCACUUCAUUAUUAAUUUACAUACUAGGGGAAAAAAGAAAAACACUGAAUAAGAAGGCGUGUACUUUCAGUGCAUUUAUUUAAGUACAUAACUCCAUAUUUCCACUUAAUUAAGUAAGAUCUUAUUACAGUACUCAUACUUUCACUCAGGUGCCCAUUCUUCAUACUUUUUCCAACCCUGCUUUUACCGAUGCUUUCUGAAAUGUCCUAGAAAGUGAUGGUGGGUUCUUGGAUGGCACAUGUGAGACUGCAACAGAACUUGGAAAUAAAUGGAAUAAUUUAUUAAUCCAAGAGAAAUAAAUCAGAGACAAGAAGUAAAUAAGACAAUCUUGAAGACUGUUCACACCUGGUCAAUAAAAGCAUAUUCAGUAAACAGAUUAUAUCUCAUUUAGUUUAUAACCAAAACACCAGUAAUCAUUUAUUCAGUUCCACACAGCAAUCUGACUUGAGUCUGACUGACUCUAACUCUCUGGCUAUGUUCACACAGCAGGUAAAAUCUAAUGUGAUCCAAAUCUGAUGUUAUUUUGUUGUAUGUAAUACAGAUGUGGUAUCUGUUUCUUCAUUUACAUGUGGAUUUUAAAUCCAAUACAUAUAUCUGAUUUGCAAAAAAUGUAAAACUUACAUAUCAAAGAAACAAUCCAAAGAAGUGAGCUGUAACUGCAUGAUAGUUCCUGUGAUGCUGGACGAGAUGAAGCCGAAACUUCACGUGAAGCGCUGCUCUUAAGCACACUUUCGCAUGCUAACUGCGUGAAUUGUACAAUUAAAAGUUGGAUAUACUAAGUUUGUAAUAAAUUACAAAAAUAGUGUGAACAGACUGAAAAAGAAAAUCAGAUUUUGGUCAGAUUUACCAGCUGCUGUGUGAACAGAACCAAAUCUGAGACGUAUUUGACCACCAAAUAUAAAUGCAUACAGUUAAAAUCUUAUCAGGAUACAAUCCAAACGCAAUGCAGAUGCAGGUUAUUCAUGUGUAUUAUUCUGGGAUUCAUUUUCUCCUUUUUUUACAACCUUUUAGGGUUUAAUUAAUUGAAUGUCAGGUAGAUUGGUAUUAAGCAGGAGUUAUAAGUUAUAAGUGGCCUUUUUUCAAUCUAGGGCUGCACGAUAUAUCGCUUAAGCAUCGUCAUUGCGAUGUCACUUGUGGAAAUUAAAUCAAAGACACAAAGAAUCAAUACACAGCGCUGUCUCUGUGUCUGUGUGAGUGACAGGCUGCUGCUGCCUGAGAAGCAUGAGGGGAGGGGAGGAGUGAACAAGAGGUAACCGCAUGGACUCCAUCCACAUGAUUGGGCAUGUUCUUGUAAACGUGAGCAUGUGUUGAAAGCUGUGCACCUCAAUCCAGCACAGUUGUGCAGUGCAGAUAUUUCCAGUUACAGCUGAAUUCACGCUUUAAAUGCCUGAUUAAAGGGCCGAUUACUGUUGUUUUGCUGUUUUCCUCUGGUUUUGAGUUGAGCUCGGCGCUGACUCAGCUUUUGAUUGGUCCGGACGCGAGAUAGCGCUCAGGUGGGUUAAGGACUGAUGACAUCUUGGGGCCUGUAUUAUUUGACAUCGCGAUAUAUAUAUAUAUUGUCAAAAAAAGAAUAUUUGCAAUGUAAUUUUUUUUUUCCAAUAUCGUGCAGCCCUAGUCCAAUCGUGCUCAGAACCUCCUCAGAUGGACCCACUUCAUCUCAAAAUAGAGUGUCUCUAAUGGACAAAAAAUGGACAAAAAUGACCACUAUGCCGCCUGUAGAGCUCCCCCCCCCCCAAAACCACUUGGACGCUGCUGUGGGAGAGACCAGUUCUGCUGGGUCUUUAUUAAGAUAGCUUAGCGCUCAGCUGUGCCGUGCUGACAUACUGCUCCAGAUAGAUCGCUAAGCUGCAAUAUAUAGUACAGAUAUUUUACCCCCCUGUAUCCCCUCAUGUAUAUAUUACUCUCUCUGCAUAAUCAGAAAGUGCAUUAUUUUCAUUAUUUGUCCUUUUCUCCAUCUGUUUGUUAGCAUUGUGUUUGCAGUAGAUUCUUGUACUCAUCUCCUUCUGUCCCGAUUUUGUACGCAUUCCAAACACGGGCUGUAUACUAAUGUAUAUUCAUUAUGGGAAUAUAUGCCAGGUUGCAUUUUCUUUUAUUUGUUUUCUUUCAUUUUUUGCAAUAAAGUGUGACAUUCGCUUUCUUACAUA
Messenger RNA from Astyanax mexicanus (Mexican tetra), 9230 nucleotides. Its product is annotated as Na(+)/H(+) exchange regulatory cofactor NHE-RF2. Gene Ontology annotation, cellular component: apical plasma membrane. The transcript is spliced from 6 exons. Lineage: Eukaryota; Metazoa; Chordata; Actinopteri; Characiformes; Acestrorhamphidae. Gene Ontology annotation, biological process: protein localization to plasma membrane. The record is from RefSeq and is a predicted model, not a curated record. The coding region runs from base 501 to 1601 and encodes 366 amino acids. Gene Ontology annotation, molecular function: protein-membrane adaptor activity; signaling receptor binding.